Molecule: messenger RNA, 2320 nt
Organism: Gilbertella persicaria
Lineage: Eukaryota; Fungi; Mucoromycota; Mucoromycetes; Mucorales; Choanephoraceae
Product: P-loop containing nucleoside triphosphate hydrolase protein
Exons: 10
Coding region: 456-2237 (593 amino acids)
Molecular function (GO): ATP binding; ATP hydrolysis activity
Source: RefSeq, a predicted model, not a curated record
AUAGUAAUUACUUCAGAUAGCCAAAGACCAGCUACUGCAAAGAUUUCUUUUCCACAUUUUAACGAGCUCAACAUUUCUCCUGGACAAUGGGCUCAGAUCUAUACAGACGCGCAUAAUGUAGGUUGAUUACAUUAAAUGUAUAUUGAUCGAUCGAAUAGAUCUAUUAUUGUUCAGUUUGGCCUGUUUCUAUUGCACAUCAACAUGUCAUCAUUAGUCCGUUUAUACACAUGAAGGCAAAAGAAACAGACCAAAUGACCCCUUGUAUCAUACCUAUAUCCAGUCCUAAGAUCGCUAUCACAGCAGUCCUAGAAUACAAGCUAGGAAAGCAUGUAACUGAAGAAGAACAGCUAUCGCAUUUUGGAUUUGUUUUUAACAGAGCAACAGAACAGCAAAAAUACACUGUAAGGAUAGAUCUAACAUAUAUUAUUGACCUGAGCUAUUAGUGUCUACGGAACAUGAUUGACAAUCAUGUGCUUGAAUGCAGUGCUUCUAUAUCAACGCCACUUUUAAGUAUCAAAGUCGUAUCUGUCUAUCCUGAAUCAACGCCUGUUCUUCUAUCAUCAGCGACACUUGUCACUCUGACAGAAGAAAGCCAAACAAAUGGGCUCGAAAAAGCAGUUCAAUCCAUGUCAAUUGACGAUAAUCAAGCUAUUUCUAGUUUUGAGAAAGCUUACAAAACAUUAUAUGAAGUUGUUUGCUUUCCCUUUUUAUAUAGAGAUUGGGUAUCCAAGUUAGGUAUUGAGUGUCCUAAAGGAGUGUUGCUUUAUGGCCCACCUGGUGUAGGCAAAACAUUUCUUGUAUCCUGUGUAGCCAAGAAAUGCAAUGCUAAAUUGUUUGUAAUCAAUGGCUCAGAAUUGUUUGGGCCACUUGUGGGUGAAAGUGAAGAAAAGCUGCGUAAUAUAUUUUCGCAAGCGAGAGAACAUGCUGUCAAGCAAGAUGAGCCUGUUGUUUUGUUUAUCGAUGAAAUUGAUGCAUUAACGCCUAAACGAGAUCAAUCCCAAUCGCACGAAAAUAGAAUGGUGGCACAAUUAUUGACGUUAAUGGAUGGUGUCAAGUCUAGAGGAAAGUUGGUUGUUGUUGGUGCCACAAACAGACCAAAUGCCAUUGAUCCAGCUCUUCGUCGCCCUGGAAGAUUUGAUCGUGAGAUACACAUGGAGCCACCCAAUGUAUCUGAUAGACAUUCCUUGUUUAAAGCACAAAUUGAUAAAAUGCCAUUAGAUGAAUCAAUUGAUAUUGAUACUCUGGCCAAUAUGACAAAUGGUUAUGUAGCUGCUGAUAUCAACUCAGUCUGCCGUGAGGCAGCCAUGCAUGCAAUACAAAGAGCCAAUAGAGAGAACCAUGUGCUUGUUAAUAUGAUGGAUUUCAAAGCUGCUUUUUCAGUUGUCGGUCCUUCUAUGCAAAGAGGCUUUCAAGUUCAAGUAGACAAAAUGAAAUGGGAAGAUGUAGGUGGGCUUGAAGAUGUGAAGAAGCGCUUAAAACAAGCAGUGGAAUGGCCAUUAUUAUACAAAGAUUCAUUCAAAAGACUUGGACUUAAACCACCUCGAGGCAUUUUGUUAUAUGGUCCUCCUGGUUGUAGUAAAACAACAUUGGUCAAAGUCAUUGCUUCUUCUGCUAAUGUUGCCUUCCUGUCAAUCAAUGGCGCACAACUUUAUUCGCCCUUUGUAGGUGAUUCUGAAAAAAUAGUCAGAACUACUUUUCAAAAAGCAAGAGCAUCUGCACCUGCAAUUAUCUUCUUGGACGAAACAGAAGCUAUUGUGGGGAAAAGAAACAUGGGUAAUGGUGGAUCUAGUGGUGAUAGCGUACAAGAAAGAGUACUUUCGACCUUACUGAAUGAAAUGGAUGGUGUAGAAAGUGCAGACUCAGUCUUAGUAGUGGGUGCUACCAACCGUCCAGAUAUGCUGGAUGCAGCCUUGAUGAGACCAGGUCGAUUUGAUCAAGCUGUAUAUGUUCCUCCACCAGAUGAAAAGGCAAGGUUUGAAAUCUUGAAGAUACAUACAAGAAAUAUGCCUCUUGCUUCUGAUGUGAAUUUGCUCGAGAUUGCAAGCAAAACGCAUUGCUAUACAGGCGCAGAUUUACAGAAUGUGUGCCGUGAAGCAGCCAUGGUUGCUUUAAGAACACUGAAUACAGCAGUAGAUGUGACAAUGUCUGACUUCAAUAAAUCACUAGCAACAAUUCCUCCGUCAUUGAAUGAAGAAGCUAUUAAAACAUACAGUAAAAAACCACAUUCAUCAGAAUAAACUGUAUUUACAUUAAAACAUACAUACAUUAUAGCUACCAGGCACAUCCUGAUUCUAUAUAGCAGAAAUAAAAUGAAGCAUGC